Messenger RNA from Centruroides sculpturatus (bark scorpion), 663 nucleotides. RefSeq lists its product as uncharacterized. Gene Ontology annotation, molecular function: structural constituent of chitin-based larval cuticle. The record is from RefSeq and is a predicted model, not a curated record. The transcript is spliced from 2 exons. Gene Ontology annotation, cellular component: chitin-based extracellular matrix. Bases 140 to 568 code for a protein of 142 amino acids. NCBI's taxonomy places the organism in Eukaryota, Metazoa, Arthropoda, Arachnida, Scorpiones, Buthidae.
AAUACUUUAACAAGGUCGUAGUCAAAUCUGGCCGGCUGCCGGAAGGUAAUAACAACACAGAGAAUGUCCUCUACCUUCGACAAAGUCUAUAAAAGGAGAACAACACGCGAAAAACACUGGAGAAAGAUCCAAAGACAAGAUGAAGCUUCUCAUCGUUUUAUCGUUUGCAGUCGUCUGUUUGGCUCAACAAGACGACGGAUACUACGAAGAGCCCAGACAACGACGCGUUUCCCCGCGACGCGACGAUUAUUACGAAGAUCCCAGGGCCCAAGCAUACAAAUUCGGUUACAACACUGGUAACGACGGACCCGCUCAAAUAUUCAGAGAAGAGACCAAAGCUCCCGACGGAUCCAUCGUUGGCAAAUACGGCUAUGUAGAUCCAACCGGCAAAUUGAGGAUCAUCAAUUACAGAUCCGCUCCUCAAAAGGGUUUCGAAGCGAGCAGAGGAAGUAGAAAUAAUCAAGAACAGCAACAACAACAACCGCAACAACCACUCGGAGCCAAUCCCAGGACACAUUACGUCGAUUAUCCUUACGAUGGGGCCUUCCAGUACCAAGAAUUAUAUUAGAAACGAUUUAUCGUUCUCGCGUUAAAUACUGUGUUCAUCUAAUAUCCUGAACAUUCCAUUAAUGUGAUAUCGAUUCAGUAUUUAAUAUAUCUUGU